Messenger RNA from Sitophilus oryzae (rice weevil), 1330 nucleotides. Lineage: Eukaryota; Metazoa; Arthropoda; Insecta; Coleoptera; Curculionidae. The record is from the annotation of a RefSeq genome assembly.
AUGAUAAAAUUUUUAUUUAUAAUAGUAUUUUUAACUCCUUUAUGUUUUUUCAGGUACUGAUAUUUAAGUUUAUUUUUAUUUUAUUUAAGAUUUUUAUUUAUUUUUAUAUUUAAUAUUAGGAAGGAUUAUAGGUUUUUAUCGUAUAAUUUUGGAUUGGAUUUAUUAUCUUAUUCUAUAGUAAUAUUAAGAUUUUGAAUUUGCUCAUUAAUAUUAUUAGCAAGAGCAAAAAUUUUUAAGAAAAAAGAUUAUUAUGAAUUAUUUAUAUUUAAUAUUUUAUUUUUAAUAUUUAGUCUAUUUAUAGUAUUUUCUUCAUUGAAUUUUUUUAUUUUUUAUUUAUUUUUUGAGAUUAGUCUAAUUCCUACAUUUUUUCUUAUUAUUGGUUGAGGGUAUCAACCAGAGCGAAUUAGGGCAGGAAAAUAUCUUUUAUUUUAUACUUUAUUAGCUUCUUUACCAAUAAUAGUAGGAAUUUUUUUUAUUUUUAAAAGUGUCAAUAGAUUGGAUUUUUAUUUUUUAUCACUAAAUUUAGAUAAUUUUUUAUUUUAUUUAUGUAUUAAUAUAGUUUUUUUUGUUAAAAUACCUAUAUAUUUAAUUCAUUUAUGGCUACCCAAAGCCCAUGUUGAGGCUCCUAUUUCAGGUUCAAUAAUUUUAGCAGGUGUGAUAUUAAAGUUAGGGGGAUAUGGUUUAUUUCGAGUAAUAAAAAUAUUUUUAAACAUAGGUUUAAAGAUUAAUUUUAUUUUUAUUACUAUUUCUUUAAUUGGUAGAGUUUAUAUAUCUUUAAUUUGUCUUCAACAAAGAGAUAUUAAAUUAUUAAUUGCUUAUUCUUCUGUUUCUCAUAUAGGCUUAGUAUUAAGGGGUUUAUUAACUUUAAAUUUAAUGGGCAUGUGGGGUAGAUUAGUUUUAAUAUUAGGACAUGGGUUAUGUUCAUCUGGUCUUUUUUGUUUAGCUAAUAUUUCUUAUGAACGUUUAAAUAGACGAAGUUUGUAUUUAAAUAAGGGUUUAAUGAAUUUUAUGCCAACAUUAUCUAUAUGAUGGUUUUUAUUUUGUAUUAGAAAUAUAGCCGCUCCUCCUUCAUUAAAUUUGUUGGGGGAAGUCCUUUUAAUUAAUAGAUUAAUUAUUUAUAGAAAGUUAACAAUAAUUAUAUUAGCUCUUUUUUCUUUUUUUAGUGCCUGCUAUUCUUUAUUUUUAUAUUCUUAUACUCAGCAUGGUUUAUUUAGUUCUGGAAUUUAUUCAUUUACUUAUAUUUCAAAUCGUGAGUUUUUAUUACUAGUUCUUCAUUGAAUUCCCCUAAACUUUUUAAUUUUUAAGGGUGAAAUUUUUAGAGUAUGAAUUU